AUGAUUAAAUUCACACAAGACAUCUAUAUUCAAUCCUUUAUCAUAGGAUUAAUUUUAGCAGCAGUUUAUUUCCGACUAUCGAGACGGAAUGAACCACCUCUUGUUCAUUAUCGAACUCCAAUUAUCGGACAUACAUGGAGAUUUUUAACGGAUUGCGAAAAUUUAAUUUUAGAAUCUCGAAAAAAGUAUGGAGAGACAUUCUCAUUAUAUGUAUUUGGUCAAAUAAUGACUGUGGUCGGAAAGGAAUCAACUCAUGAAAUAUUUAAAAAAGAUCAAGAAUUUUGUUUUCGCGAAGGUAUAAAAAUGCAAUUGCCCUUUCAGCACAUAUUUAGUUAUGCCACAAGUAUUGAGAAAAAUGGUAGAAUAAUAAGAGAGUUUAUAAUAGGAAAAUUAAAAUAUCUUACGAGUCGGUUACAAAAAAAUAUUGAUAAGGCUAUGGAUCUUUACAUUGGUGAAUGUGAUGAGCCGAAAGUUAUUCGUGAUCCACAUAAAACUUUGUCACAGAUUGUCUCAAUUCCAGUUGCUAACAUUAUCGUUGGUGAUGAAUGUUACGAACAUGAGGAUCUGUUAGAAACUUUUAGAACAUUAACAAAUGCAAUUUUUGGUUGGAAUCCUAUGUCAAAACAUAGAAAUAUAAUCAUUAAUCGUAUUAGGCCAGUCGUCGAAAAACGUCUUUAUGAUAAAAAGAAAUUAGGUGAUGCUUGGGUUGCUCCUGUAAGUUAUGCAUUGCAAUACUAUUUAGAUGAUCCCGAACUAGCCCCAGAUCUCGACCCAAAUAAUGUAAAUUAUAAUUAUAUUGCCGAAGCGAUCGGAAGACUUGUUUUUGUUUCUAUGGGAACUACAUCUGGUGGUGCUACCCGUGCUUUAUAUGAUUUGAUUGAUAAGAAAAAAGAAUACUGGCAAGUAUUACGGCAGGAAGCUCAAGAAAUUAAUAAACAAUGUAAUGGAAACGAGCUUACAUCUGAUGACAUUGCUAAAAUGGUGAAAUUGGAUAGCUUUGUUAAAGAAUCUUUAAGAUUAUCUAAUGGCAUAGUCGCUUUGCCGCAUAAAUGUAUUUCUGAAUCUUAUUAUACAUUUGAGAAUGGAUAUCAAAUCCCAAGAGGUCGCAUAGCCAUUUUAAACAUUAUUGACACAAAUAGAGAUGUGGAACUUCAAGGUCAAAAUCCUGAAGAAUUCCAUGCAAACCGUCAUUUGGAACGUAAUUCUCCCGCGACAAGACUCGAACGUAAUUUUUUGGUGUUUGGAGGUGGAAAACAUGCGUGCCCGGGUAGAGCUUUAGCUGUUAAUGAGAUUAAAAUAUUUUUACAUAAGGUUUUAUUGAAAUAUGAUGUCAGAACUGAAACGGGAGAGGAUAUACCUAUUAAGAAAUAUCUUGGACCUAUUCCUAGACCGAUAAAAACUAGUAUUAUUUUUGAGAAGAGAAAGGAUUAUGUAAAUUAG
Molecule: messenger RNA, 1440 nt
Organism: Cetraspora pellucida
Lineage: Eukaryota; Fungi; Glomeromycota; Glomeromycetes; Diversisporales; Gigasporaceae
Source: the annotation of a GenBank genome assembly